This is a messenger RNA of Saitoella complicata NRRL Y-17804, 312 nucleotides long. RefSeq lists its product as uncharacterized. The transcript has a single exon. NCBI's taxonomy places the organism in Eukaryota, Fungi, Ascomycota, Saitoellomycetes, Saitoellales, Saitoellaceae. The annotation marks the transcript as partial. The record is from RefSeq and is a predicted model, not a curated record.
AAGAACCCUGCGAACUACAUCUGCGAUUAUCCGAACUGCAACAAGCGCUUCACUCGCGCAUACAAUCUGCGUUCUCAUCAGCGUACGCAUACCAACGAACGCCCCUUCCUCUGCUCUCAUUGCAACAAAUCGUUCGCUCGCCAGCAUGACAGACGGCGACACGAGCAGUUGCACUCUGGUGUCAAAGCGUACGCCUGCGGGCCCCGGCCUGAGGAUUUCGCCGAGAAUGGUAUCGCUUGGGGUUGUGGAAAGAAGUUUGCUAGGAUGGAUGCAUUGGCGAGACAUUUGAGGAGUGAGACUGGACGGGAGUGU